AUGGCCGCAGAACAACAUGGCAGGCCUGUUGCCGCUGCCGCUGCCGUUGCCGCUGGGAACGCGCCGCCCCCCUCCACGCUAGCUGCGCAACUGGUCGAGAACAUCUCGGCGUCGGCAAAGUCGACGCGAUCCGAGGAGAACGCCGAGCUGAAGAGGCUGUUCGCCGUCAUAGAGAAGGUCAAAAACAAGCCCGACCUGCUGAAGGACGCCGAGCAACGCACCGAGCACAACCACAUGCUCAUCUACGUCUACGCCCGCGUCGUCCUCGAAGGCAUCAAGCUCGACGACCCCUUUGCCGACCGGAACCACCUGCGGAACGAGGCGCUCAAGGCCAUCAACUUUCUGAAAGUCACGAUCGAGGAGACGCCGAACGUUUUGAGCCAUACCACAGAUGGGAAGCAGUUUGUGUUCCGCGGGGAGGAGCCUCUUUGGAUCUGGGUCUUCCCCAAGAUCCUGAGGCUGCUGGGGCACUCUCGCUGCCUUGAUCUGGCCGAGCCCAUCGAGGGGUUCUUCCAGUUUGUGAUUCUCGCGGUGAUCCGCACGGGCUCCAUGUGGAAGUUGCUCUCGUCCAUAAUCUUAUACCUGCGCGAGACGAGCAGUGCCGGCUGCAAGACACGGCGCCGAGUGCGACUGGAAGAGACGUUUCAAUAG
Messenger RNA from Colletotrichum higginsianum IMI 349063, 651 nucleotides. RefSeq names its product Phosphatidylinositol 3. The record is from RefSeq and is a predicted model, not a curated record. Bases 1 to 651 code for a protein of 216 amino acids. NCBI's taxonomy places the organism in Eukaryota, Fungi, Ascomycota, Sordariomycetes, Glomerellales, Glomerellaceae. The transcript is spliced from 2 exons.